Messenger RNA from Pipistrellus kuhlii (Kuhl's pipistrelle), 1122 nucleotides. It is a transcript of the gene PIGX, whose product is annotated as phosphatidylinositol glycan anchor biosynthesis class X. The record is from RefSeq and is a predicted model, not a curated record. The transcript is spliced from 6 exons. Bases 1 to 1080 code for a protein of 359 amino acids. Gene Ontology annotation, biological process: GPI anchor biosynthetic process. Lineage: Eukaryota; Metazoa; Chordata; Mammalia; Chiroptera; Vespertilionidae. Gene Ontology annotation, cellular component: endoplasmic reticulum membrane.
AUGCGCCUCUCCUCGCCCCGCCCCCUCCCCGACAGGGGCGGAAGUGGGCGGGGCAGCGAGGCGGAGAACCCGGAGCCGGGACGGCGGCCGCCGCUGGAGACGCCGGAACUUUCGGGGGCCGGGGCUGCGGGCUGUGCCGGGGACGGCGGGACCGGACGCGUGCGCGCACCGAGGCGUCCGUCUCAGGCACCUGCACCGGGGCCGCGCGUUGUCGGGGCGGCGGGAAGCGCAAGUGGCAGGCGCCUCCGUCCGCGUUGCAUCGGGCGCGCUCCUCGCCGGCGCACGUCCUCCGGCGUCCUGGCGGCCCCGGCUGCGGUCGCGGCGGUCCGAGCUGCGGCCUGGCUGCUGCUCUGGGCGGCUGCGGAGCUCACCUGCCCGGCCUCCGGGGCCCUCCCCGCCGCCCAGGCCGACGCGGGCAUAAAGGCCAGUUGUUCUGAAAUUAUUUUGCGGCAAGAAGUUUUGAAAGAUGGUUUCCACAGAGACCUUUUAGUAAAAGUGAAAUUUGGAGAAAGCAUUGAGGACUUACAGACCUGCCGACUCUUAAUUAAACAAUGCAUUCCAGCGGGACUUUUUGUGGAUCCAUAUGAGUUGGCUUCAUUACAGGAGAGAAACAUAACAGAGGCAGUCAUGGUUUCAGAAAAUUUUAAUAUAGAAGCUCCCAAUUAUUUGUCCAAGGAAUCUGAAGUUCUCAUUUAUGCCAGACAAGAUUCACAGUGCAUUGAUUGUUUCCAAGCUUUUUUACCGGUGCACUACCGCUACCAUCAGCCACAUAGUAAAGAUGGAGAAACCUUUAUUGUGGUCAGUAACCCUGAUUUACUGAUGUAUUGUGACCAAGAGUUUCCAAUUUUGAAAUGCUGGGCUCAGUCAAAAGUGGCAGCUCCUUGUGCUUUGAAGAGUAAGGAUAUUUGCCAGUGGAACAAUAUGAAAUAUAAAUCAGUGCAUAAGAAUGUGACUCUACAGGUUCCAGUGGGACUGACUGUACAUACCACUUUAGUAUGUUCUGUCACUCUGCUUAUUACCAUCCUGUGCUCUACUUUGAUUCUUGUGGCUGUUUUCAAAUAUGGCCAUUUCUCUCUAUAAGUUUUCUGCAAUUAAAUGUUUUCCAUAAACCUAAAUAAGACC